Benincasa hispida (wax gourd) is the source of this 1525-nucleotide messenger RNA. The record is from RefSeq and is a predicted model, not a curated record. NCBI's taxonomy places the organism in Eukaryota, Viridiplantae, Streptophyta, Magnoliopsida, Cucurbitales, Cucurbitaceae.
GAGAUAUAGCUUAAAGUCUUUACUCGGUUUGGUUUUUACAGAAAGCAAAGCUCUCAGCUAAGAAAAAAUGGUGGUAAGAGGCAUUCUCAGUCCCCCAAGAACCAAAUUUUCUUCAAGCCGUAACAACUCCAAUAAUGCAGCCUCCAAACCCAACGAGCUCAGCAAAAAUCUUAGAGAAGAAACCAAACCCACUACUAUACGUCCAACCAAAAACAACAACGGUAAUGGUAGAUCUUCAAAUAAUAAUACUUCACGAAUCAACCCAUCAAAAUCCACUUCAAAGCUCGUGUCCUCAAGGCCAAAAACAGCUACCUCAAAUCCUAAUGGCCAAAAGAAAUUAGACAAAAAUUCCACCACUAAAAUCAUCUCUAAACCAUCUUCCCCUCGCACACCCAAACCAGUAACUCACCAGACGCGACCGACGCCUAAUUCAAAGCGCAAUGUAAAAAACCGGAUAGCGAGUUGUUCUGGUUCAAGAUCUGAGCUUUCGUCUGCUGGCAAGAAUAAAUAUUUUCAUUCUCGAAAUGGGUCUCCCAACGAUUUGGGCAGUAAUCACCGUUAUUCGGCUGGACAUUAUGCUACUCUUCACGAUCUUCAUGUUAGUGAUCAGUUACAACGUCUUUCUAUUGACGAAUUCUGUGUAGGUAAAGAUCUUGCAGGCAUGGUCCUUCAUCCAAACUCAAUUUAUGAAUCAAUGGGGUCAGACACAAAGGAAGCAAGUUCUUCUCAAAGCAAUGAUUCGAGAAUGUUUCAAAUUUACAAGGAAAUUGCAUUUCAUCGUCAAGAAAACUCAUCCAUUACAUCUUACUUCACAAAGCUCGAGGCAUUAUGGGAUGAACUUGCAACCUUUAAAACCGACUUGCUUCAAUGUUCUUGUGGUGGUGCAACUGAGAAGCUAAGUGAGUAUAUGGAGAGAGAAAAAGUUAUGCAAUUUCUUGUGGGAUUAAACGAUUCCUAUUCCAAAAUUUGCAAUCAAAUUCUUCUUAGCACUCCAUUUCCAACGAUGGAGAAAGCCUAUUCUGCAGUUAUUCGAGAAGAAAAACAUAGGGAAUUGGUUGUUGAAUUAGAAAGUGUUGCGGGAAAGGUAAUCCAAAACAAUUGGCUUGAUCUUCAGAAUCAGAAUGCUCAUUCUUCCAACAAUGGUGAUAAUAAUGAUGGUGUUCAACAAUUAGUUGAUCAUAGUAAUGAUCUUCACGAGCAGCAAUUUGAUCAAAUCCUGUGGUGAUGCUGAGAAAUUUGAGGUAAUGUUUCCUUUUUUAAAAAAUCAAUUUUAGUCCCUAAACUUUCGUUAAACAAUUUAGCUCCUGAACUUUAGUUUGUAAUGAUUUAGUUCCUAAACUUUUAAUUUUAUAAUGAUUUAAUCGCUAAACUUUUGUAAGAAAUAUUAACAAAGGGAGAUGAUACUUCUAAUAGUACCAGAAAAAAUAGUUAUGAAAAGACAAAUUUUGAGUGUGACGAAAAAAAAAAAAAAGGAAAAAAUUGGUGCCGUUUGCAUCUAUUUUUUAUGUAGUUCAGAUAACCUUCA